GGCGCCGGGGGCGGGGAGGCGGGCGGCACCGCCCCGGCCGACAAAAGUCCCUUCGGCUCCGCGGGCGGCGGGGGGAAGUCCCUGUGCCCCGCGAUCCCGCCUCCCUGGCCGCGCUCCGGCCGGCCGUGUCGGGCCGCCCCAUGCCCCGAUGCCCCGCGGGGGCCAUGGACGAGGGGCCCGUGGACCUACGCACCCGGCCCAAGGCUCCCGGGACCCCCGGGGCCGCGCUGCCGCUCCGCAAGCGCCCCUACCGCGCGCCCUCCCCGGAGUGCGCAGUCCCCCGGGGCGCCUCCGAUCCUGGGGUUCCAGCGGACCCCUUGCGUGGAGGCUGCGACGCGCCGGGGGUCCCCGGGGUCCCCCACGGGCUGGCCAGGCCAGAGGCGCUGUACUACCCGGGACCAUUACUGCCUCUUUACCCCACCCCAACUCUGGGGUCCCCCUUCCCUCUGCUGAACCUACCUGCACCCCUGUACCCAACGAUGUGUCCCAUGGCACACCCCCUGGAACACCCCCUGGCAGCUGACAUUGCGCUGGCCACUCGAGCAGAUGAGGAUGGAGAUACGCCCCUCCACAUCGCUGUGGCCCAGGGCAAUACACCAGCUGUGUACCGCCUGAUCAGCCUUUUCCAUCUUGGAAGGCGCGAGCUGGACGUCUACAACCACCUUCGGCAGACACCACUCCACCUGGCUGUCAUCACCACCUUACCGACCGUCGUCCAGCUCCUGGUGACCGCGGGGGCCAGCCCCAUGGCGCUGGAUCGCCAUGGACAGACGGCAGCCCACCUGGCGUGCGAGCACCGCAGCGCGACGUGCCUGCGGGCCCUGCUGGACAGCGCGGCGCCCGGCACGGUGGACCUGGAGGCCCGCAAUUACGACGGGCUCACCGCCCUGCACGUGGCCGUGAACACCGGUUGCCCAGACACAGUGCUGCUUCUGCUGGAGCGAGGUGCCGACAUUGAUGCGGUGGACAUUAAGAGCGGCCGCUCCCCGCUCAUCCAUGCGGUGGAGAACAACACGCUGAGCAUGGUGCAGCUGCUGCUGCAGCAUGGUGCCAACGUGAAUGCUCAGAUGUACUCCGGCAGCUCGGCCCUGCACUCGGCGUCUGGCCGCGGGCUCUUGCCACUGGUGCGCACACUGGUCCGCAGCGGAGCCGACAGCGGCCUCAAGAACUGUCACAACGACACACCACUCAUGGUGGCCCGCAGCCGCCGGGUCAUCGAUAUCCUCAGGGGGAAGGCCACCCGGGCCGCCUCGGGGCCCCAGCCGGAGCCCUCCCCAGAGCGCAGCGCCACCACGUCCCCUGAGAGCAGCAGCCGCCUCAGCUCCAAUGGACUGCCUUCCACAUCACCGUCCUCCUCGCCCUCCCAGUCUCCCCCCAAGGACAUCCCUGGAUUCUCUCUGGCGCCCCCCAGCUUCUUCUGUCCUCCUCCAUCCCCACCUGCCUUCUUGUCCUUCCCUGGGGUCCUCCGAGGCCCUGGCCGGCCCGUGCCCCCCUCGCCAGCCCCAGGAGGCAGCUGAGAGGGAUGGGGGGGCAGAUCCGGACUUGUGAGGAGCCCCCCCCCCAAAGUGGCAAACACUUCUGUAAACUGUGAAGAUCUUACUUCAUCCCCCAUUUUUGGGAACAAGAUUUGCACCAGUGCACAUAUAUCACCUACCCUGAACCCCAUCUCCUGUGACGCUAUCACCCCCAUCUCAUCCCCACCCCAACGAACUCACCCCCUCAUUCUCAGACAUCUGCGCCACCUGUCUGGCGCCCAUCAUGCCCCCUCCUAGAGCAGGGGGAACCGGGGAAUGAGGCCUCCCCUCAUCCUCUCCCAGGUCCAAGGAGGGAGAGGGUGGCCUGUGGCAGGCAGAGGACAAUGUAAAUUAUUAGGCAUUUUGGUUAGAUUUCUUUUGUAUUAAACUAUUUUUGUACCAUA
Messenger RNA from Perognathus longimembris pacificus (Pacific pocket mouse), 1918 nucleotides. RefSeq names its product BCL3 transcription coactivator (gene Bcl3). The transcript has 9 exons. Bases 141 to 1517 code for a protein of 458 amino acids. Gene Ontology annotation, molecular function: protein binding. NCBI's taxonomy places the organism in Eukaryota, Metazoa, Chordata, Mammalia, Rodentia, Heteromyidae. The record is from RefSeq and is a predicted model, not a curated record.